CCAAACACCAAUUCUUAGAGGUUACUUCGUUAUCAACUUAUCAGCUACAACUGAUUGUGACUGCAUGAUUGCAAAGCCAUCCCCAAUAUGAUGGGCUUUUAAUUCGGCAGAACUACUCGGCGUCUCCGCAGUCGGAAUAAGGGCCCCUUCGAAGAAGCCAAAAGCCCCCCGCCGUGGAAAAGCAGAAAAAUGACCCCGCAACCCUGAUAUCAGAUGCAGUACCGUUCAUCUGAUAGUCAGGCCACACGGUACAGUCCCUCGUAUACUAGGGCAUAUUGCACAGUUCAUGCUGGCCGUGCACGGUACUGCCGUUCUUUGACUAAUCCAGGACACCAGCGACCGCCGAGUCAAAAAGUCUGGGUCUAACAUCACCUUAGAGAUCUUAAAAACGUCCUGUCCCUCAUCUCUCUCUACUCUCUUGUUCCCUCCUCCUUAUUGCUUUUGCCUUUCUGCUGUGUAUUCAUUCGCCAUGGCGCCCGCGACCCUCAUGAUCGAUCCCAGUGACGACUUCGUCAUGCCUGUCACAAAGUCUGUCCAAUCUACCUCGCCACCCAAGCGAACCCUUCUUCUGGCGCCUCCUUCUCUUGCUUCCAAUUCCGACGCCCUCACAUCCGUCCUCGCCGAUUAUGAUCGCUCCGUCACCGAUCUCCAGAUGCUUGACCGUCUCUCCUUAGGAUUGGUCACACUACCUCCUUCCACCUACGAUCUUGUCUUGGUCCUAUCCGAUGCCUCUUCUAUGCUGGGCGAAUCCCUCGCUUUGAUGAACCGAACUGUCCUUGGUCCUGUCGCCGAGUCCCUCAAGCCUAGCGGUCGCCUACAGUCUCAAGAUGGCAACAGCCUGGAGGAGUCCACUUUGUCAAAGGAAGCGGUUUUGGCCGGGUUGAUAUCAUCGCGGGGUGGCUUUGAGAAACCCGACUACGGCGAGAAUGACGGAGCCAUUACUCUGAAGUUUGGCAAGAAGAAAUCCCAGCCCGCUCCUCUCGCCGAUGGCUCUGUUCCUCUAAAUCUGAAGAGGAAGCCCGCUGAGGCGAAAUCGAAACCAGUCGUCCCCGCCGGCGUCGGCUUCAUCGAUCUUGAGGACGACCUUGACGACGACGACCUAAUUGAUGAGGAUACUCUCAUGACUGAAGCGGAUCUCGCGAGACCCAUCAAUAUCCCUGCCGAAUGUCAACCCAAGGCUGGCAAACGUCGUCGGGCCUGCAAGGACUGCACCUGUGGUUUGGCCGAACGUCUUGCUGCCGAAGACGCCGACAAACGCGCAACCGCCGACAAGAAACUUGAGAGCAUUAAGCUGGCAACAGACGACCUGGCCGAGAUCGACUUCACCGUGCAAGGUAAGGUCGGCUCAUGCGGCAACUGUUCCCUUGGCGACGCUUUCCGUUGUGACGGAUGCCCUUAUAUUGGCCUUCCUCCCUUCAAGCCAGGCGAAGAAGUUCGCCUGCUCAAUAACGAUGUGCAACUCUAAACUUUGACUUAUACAAUCUUUCUCUCUUCAUGGACAACGACGGCGCAGCACUGCAGGCGUAAAUACAAGCUUUACUUGAUAGGUGGAUUGUUUGCUUUGGAACAUGGAACACGAUACACAGGCUGCAAGUCACAAGGAUCUCGGGGCAAGGUUUCACGGAGGGCUCUGAUCUAGAUACGGAGUUUGUCGGCGUAGGAUUACCAACUUAGAUGAUGACAAAAAUUGACUUGAUUCGCGAUAAUGAAUAUAAGGAAAACGCCAGACCUCCCAAUUGUGACACAACCAACCACUUUAUGCAAAAGAACCAGGGCGCCAGCUAAAUUAUACAACCAGAAGAAUCUUGUCCAGGUAGAAACGAGGCCCAUCCAUGACCGCUGGUUUUCCAUUAUUCGGCGUACUUGGUGACAAACUUUUCGCUACUGUCAUGAUUCGCUGGAAACCUAGCACUGUUGCUAGUUCCCGGUGUUGUUACAUGCAAAUCGUCUAGUUCGCUUUCAUCAAAAGCCGCCGACUCAAGAUCACCAGGCUGUGACUUGGCUCGAUGGCCGUUGGGUCGGCUGGAAAGAUCG
This is a messenger RNA of Fusarium odoratissimum NRRL 54006, 2034 nucleotides long. RefSeq names its product Fe-S cluster assembly protein DRE2. Lineage: Eukaryota; Fungi; Ascomycota; Sordariomycetes; Hypocreales; Nectriaceae. The transcript has 2 exons. Gene Ontology annotation, molecular function: iron-sulfur cluster binding. The record is from RefSeq and is a predicted model, not a curated record. Bases 470 to 1465 code for a protein of 331 amino acids. Gene Ontology annotation, biological process: iron-sulfur cluster assembly. Gene Ontology annotation, cellular component: cytoplasm.